AUGGAGAGAUGGAGUGGAAGAGUGGCUCUUGUGACAGGUGCCUCAGAAGGAAUCGGUGCAGCUAUUGUGAAGGCUCUUGUAGGACAUGGCAUGAAGGUGGUGGCCUGUGCUAGAAGUCUGGACAAAUUGCAGAAAAUUAAAGAAGAUUUAAAGGCUGAGAAAGGUUCAGUCUAUCCUAUAAAAUGUGAUUUAACUAAAGAAGAAGAAAUAUUAAAGAUGUUUAAAGAAAUAAAGAGUGAUAGUAAUUUAGGUGGUGUAGAUGUUUGUAUUAAUAACGCUGGACUCGCCCAUAAUGCACCAUUAUUAUCAGGAAAAACAGAGGAUUGGGCCAAUAUUCUUAAUGUUAACGUGCUAGCCUGUGCUAUAGUGAAUAGAGAAAGUUAUCAAUCAAUGAAAGAAAGAGGAAUAGAUGAUGGUCAACUUAUAUUUAUUAAUAGUAUCUCUGGUCACAGAGUAUUGGCAAGAAGUUCAGUACAUUUCUACAGUGUAUCUAAAUUUGCUGUAACAGCUUUAGUAGAAGGUACAAGACAAGAAUUACGAGAAUUAAACUCUCAUAUCAGAGUCACAGGAAUUAGUCCUGGAGUGGUAGAGACUGAGUUUUCAGAAAGAAUGAAUCAAAGUCAAGAAAAGGCCCAAAAAUUUUAUUCUAGUAUUAAGUGUAUGGUUCCAAAAGAUAUAGCUGAUACUGUAGUAUUUAUUUUACAAUCACCACCACAUGUAGAGAUCAAUGAUGUUAUUAUGAGACCUACAGAACAGACUGGUUAAUAAUUCUAUAAAACUGAAUUUUUGCUAAUUUUGACUAUGGAUGUAUUGGCUGGAUGACAACUCUACUGAAAUUGAAUGGGACUGGUCAAUCAUAUUUGUAUUGUGCUUGUGAUAAAUUGUGAAAACUAAAUUAUGCCUUAUUUGAUAAAUUACUAAUAAAAAAAA
Molecule: messenger RNA, 930 nt
Organism: Lottia gigantea (owl limpet)
Lineage: Eukaryota; Metazoa; Mollusca; Gastropoda; Lottiidae
Exons: 7
Coding region: 1-765 (254 amino acids)
Molecular function (GO): oxidoreductase activity
Source: RefSeq, a predicted model, not a curated record